Molecule: messenger RNA, 2521 nt
Organism: Brienomyrus brachyistius
Lineage: Eukaryota; Metazoa; Chordata; Actinopteri; Osteoglossiformes; Mormyridae
Exons: 7
Coding region: 1253-2176 (307 amino acids)
Source: RefSeq, a predicted model, not a curated record
UCUCCUGCCUUCUUCCUCCUCAUUUUUACAGCCGCUGUGUUCAAACAGACGCCUCUUUCUUCACUCUCUCUCUCUCACUCCUCCUCUUUUUCUUCUCUUUCUUUACCUUUUACGCUUACGAGUUCAGGCAAUGGGGGGCUGCCCCCCCCCCCCCAUUCGCUUUGUGGUUUCUUUGCAAUAGCCAUGAAUUUGGGGACAAGUCCUUGAUGUUGGGAAUCGGUGUGACGUGAGGUGUAAAGGUAACCACACAUUCAAACAAAGGCCCCCCCACCCCCACAAAACCUCAAAGACCCUCCUCAGUUUGCUGGGAGAACCCUCCUCCCAACUGCAGUGUGCAAUGUUGGUUCUCUGGGGCCAGAUCAUGUUACCACUUGAGCUUCUGAAGAUCUCCGCGUCGUGUGAUAAGGGCCAGAGCUCCUGCGAUGCAGCGGCUGUCGGUCUCGGGUUCUCAGACAGCACAGAUCCUGGAUGAUUUCCGCCCAAACACACCCCCACCCCCGUCCCUGGUUACGGUGGGAGUUCUGGCCUUUUCCUGAUGCUUUCCGUCUCGGCGACUCUCUUUGGAGCUGGAGGCUGAGUUGGCUUUGAGGUCAUCAUGCAGGAUGCACAUUGCUGAAGGCACAGACUGUGGGUCCCAGGAAGACCAGGAGACACGCAGCCUGCUCGCCCUGCGCCCUGUGCCCUGCGCCCUGCGUCCGGCCCCGGGAGAGCCAAUAGCAGUCGUGUUGUCUUCAUAUGGUGCCUAAUUUAGUCGAGCCUAAUUUAAGCAGGAUGUGAUGAGUUUGCGAUUUAUUGCCUGGAGAAAUUGAUGUGAGUUCUGUGAUUAUGCGGCUGGUAGCGAAGCGUUCAUGCAGUAAUGUUGCACAACGCAAGCUCAUACGACAGAGAUCAAGCAACCCCCCCCCCCAGGUCUGUACCAUUACGUGACUUGGGAGUUCACGCUCCGACGCACAUGAAGGGGGGGGGGGGUCCGGAGAGUGCUGUACUUUGGGAAGACUCAUUUGUUUUACAUGGUGUUCCGGGGAGUGGGGGAGGUAAUGGCCCUUAGUGACUGAGUGGAUUAGGAUGAGAUGGGAGGGGUCCCUGGAAUGGGGGGGGGUGAUAGGGAGCUGUUUGCACAGGACCCAUCUAUGCCAAUGGAUACAUUCCAUAGGAGGUGGAACUGGCUGUAAAUCACUGCACUGCCCCCCCCACCCCCCAAUGUGGCACUCUGAGGGGACUGUCACCCUCGACGACAGACCUGCUCCAUCUAAUGAAAAAUUCUUUAAUAUAUAUACAUGUUUUCAUCACUCAGCAACUCUCACCUUUAUUCACACUGCUAGGUAUUUUCCUGGAAAAACUCUGGUAUGAGAGGUGUGGGUUAUAUCAGGCAUGGAGGCUCUCGUAUGGCCCGGCAGAGAGAGGUGGAGGUUAUAUCAGGUAUGGAGGCUCUCGUAUGGCCCGACAGAGAGAGGUGGGGGUUAUAUCAGGCAUGGAGGCUCUCGUAUGGCCCGACAGAGAGAGGUGUGGGUUAUAUCAGGCAUGGAGGCUCUCGUAUGGCCCGGCAGCGAGAGGUGGGGGUCAUAUCAGGUAUGGAGGCUCUCGUAUGGCCCGGCAGCGAGAGGUGGGGGUUAUAUCAGGUAUGGAGGCUCUCGUAUGGCCCGGCAGAGAGAGGUGGGGGUCAUAUCAGGCAUGGAGGCUCUCGUAUGGCCCGGCAGCGAGAGGUGGAGGUUAUAUCAGGUAUGGAGGCUCUCGUAUGGCCCGGCAGAGAGAGGUGGGGGUUAUAUCAGGUAUGGAGGCUCUCGUAUGGCCCGGCAGAGAGAGGUGGGGGUCAUAUCAGGUAUGGAGGCUCUCGUAUGGCCCGGCAGAGAGAGGUGGGGGUUAUAUCAGGUAUGGAGGCUCUCGUAUGGCCCGGCAGAGAGAGGUGGGGGUCAUAUCAGGCAUGGAGGCUCUUGAAUGGCCUGCAGCGAGAGGUGGGGGUCAUAUCAGGUAUGGAGGCUCUCGUAUGGCCCGGCAGCGAGAGGUGGGGGUUAUAUCAGGUAUGGAGGUUCUCCCACGGCCUGGCAGUCGCCUGUACGACCGGGAAACGCAAGUGUAUCUUCAGUCGCCAUUAACCUGUGCCCCCCCCCCCCCCAGAAUCCCUGGAGAAGUGGGAGCGGCUGACGGUGGCAGAUGCCCUGGAGCCCGUGCAGUUUGAGGAUGGAGAAAAGAUCGUGGUUCAGGGGGAGCCCGGCGAUGACUUCUUCAUUAUCACAGAGGGCACAGCCUCUGUGCUCCAGCGCCGUUCCGACAACGAGGAGUAUGUGGAGGUGGGCCGUCUCGGACCCUCCGACUACUUCGGAGAGAUCGCCUUGCUGCUGAACAGGCCGCGGGCGGCCACAGUGGUGGCACGCGGACCGCUGAAGUGUGUCAAGCUGGACCGACCACGAUUUCGAGCGCGUGCUGGGGCCCUGUUCCGAGAUCCUGAAGAGGAACAUCCAGAGAUACAACAGCUUCAUCUCCCUGACCGUGUGACAGGGGCAAGGGGCAGCCGUGCGGGAAG